AUGCAUCCCAAAGGCUCUAGCUUAAUAGAGCUAAAGCAGUUAAGCAACAUACUUAAAACAGAUCAACAAGAAAAGGCUAAAGAAAAACAAUUAUUAGAGGUUAAGUCUACUUCUGAGUUAAAAAUACCAGUAAGUCAAACUUCUAUUGCUAAGGAAAAAAAUAAGAAAGAAUUACAAAAAGCAGAUAUUAAAUUUUUUGAGUUAUCAGAAAAAGGUAAUUAUCAUGAACCAAGAUGCCUUGAACAAAGUAUGCAAAGCUGGAUAGAAAAUGUGUCUCUUCUUAAGCAAGAAACCAAGUUAUCUCCUUGGCAAAAUAAAGACUAA
Messenger RNA from Dentiscutata heterogama, 324 nucleotides. The record is from the annotation of a GenBank genome assembly. NCBI's taxonomy places the organism in Eukaryota, Fungi, Glomeromycota, Glomeromycetes, Diversisporales, Gigasporaceae.